UACCAUCGUUUCUGGUCCGGACAGCAAACCAUUAUUGUAUUACUUCAACACUUCCCAAAAGCAUUCUUGAGAGGGGAGAGAGAUCAGAGAGAUUUCAUUUUCUUUUCUUGAAUAUAUUGAGAUGGUGAUGAUGAUGAUUGGUGGGUAUGUAACGUAUGUUUUGGGCUGUUUGAUUGCUUCCUUUCUUGGGUUUUUCGUGCUUUUCAACUUCAGAAGACAGGUUGUCAAGAAAAACAAAGCUUCUGGCAUUAAGACGACGCCGGUAAACGGCCAUCGCCGGACGGUGAAAGACGACGAGAGUACCGAUAUCAUCAUCGUCGGCGCCGGCGUUGCCGGUGCUGCUCUUGCUUACACGCUUGGCAAGGAUGGACGCCGGGUUCAUGUCAUAGAAAGAGAUCUGACACAACCAGAUAGAAUUGUUGGUGAGCUUCUUCAACCUGGAGGGUACUUAAAACUAAUUGAAUUAGGGCUUGAAGAUUGCUUGGGUACUAUUGAUGCUCAGAGGGUUUAUGGAUAUGCACUUUUUAAGGAUGGGAGAAGUACCAAAUUGUCUUAUCCCUUAGAAAAAUUUGAGUCUGAUGUCACAGGAAGAAGUUUUCACCAUGGGCGUUUUGUUCAGAGGAUGAGGGAAAAAGCAGCAACCGUUCCAAAUAUAAGGUUAGAACAAGGAACUGUGAUGCGUUUGGUUGAAGAAGAUGGAACUGUGAAGGGAGUUCAAUACAAGAACAAGGAUGGGCAAGAAUUGACUUCAUAUGCCCCUCUUACAAUUGUUUGUGAUGGCUGCUCCUCAAAUCUGCGACGCUCUUUGUGUGAUCCCAAAGUGGAUAUCCCUUCUUGUUUUGUUGGCUUGCUCCUGGAGAAUUGCCAGCUUCCAUUUGUGAACCAUGGACAUGUUAUCCUUGCAGAUCCUUCUCCAAUCCUGUUCUACCCCAUCAGCAGCACUGAAAUCAGGUGUUUGGUUGAUGUUCCAGGGCAAAAAGUCCCCUCUCUGGCCUCUGGAGAAAUGGCAAAUUAUCUGAGAACUAAAGUGGCUCCUCAGAUCCCUCCAGAGCUCCACGAAGCUUUCGUGGCAGCGAUCGAAAAGGGAAACAUCAGAACAAUGAUCAACAGAAGCAUGCCUGCAAAUCCCCAACCCACUCCUGGGGCUCUUCUCAUGGGAGAUGCCUUCAACAUGAGACAUCCUUUGACUGGAGGGGGCAUGACUGUUGCAUUGUCAGAUGUUGUUGUUCUUCGCGACCUUAUUAGACCUCUGCAGGACUUAAACGACGCGCCCACCUUGUGCAAGUACCUCGAAUCCUUUUACACCAUUCGAAAGCCCGUUGCAUCCACUAUAAACACUCUAGCCGGUGCGUUAUACAAAGUGUUCUGUGCUUCCCCUGAUGAAGCUAGGCAAGAAAUGAGAGAAGCAUGCUUUGAUUACCUAAGCCUUGGAGGGAUUUUCUCAAAUGGACCUGUGUCUCUACUUUCCGGUCUGAACCCCAAGCCUCUGAGCUUGGUAUUGCAUUUCUUCGCGGUGGCAGUGUAUGGCGUUGGGCGCCUUUUAAUCCCCUUUCCUUCGCCUAAUCGGCUGUGGUUAGGGACAAGGCUGAUCUCUGGUGCAUCUGGGAUUAUCUUGCCUAUCAUAAGAGCAGAAGGAGUUAGACAAAUGUUCUUUCCAGCUACAGUCCCAGCCUACCACAGAGCUCCUCCUGUUAAUCUAGAGUGAUCAUCAAGAUCUUAUCAUUCUUAUAUAUGUCUUUGUUAUAUGUUUCUUUCUUUUAUUCUUUCUUUUCUCCAGUUAAACUUGAAGCUUGGCUUGUUUAUCCUGUUUUUCUUGGUACUUAAAUGGUUAAAAAGGAUUAUCAUUUCCUGUUGAGGAAACCAGAAGUUUAUUAUCAAGCAUUUUACUGUAUUUAGCCACAGAUAAUUUUACUAGU
This is a messenger RNA of Ipomoea triloba (trilobed morning glory), 1916 nucleotides long. RefSeq names its product squalene monooxygenase SE1-like. The transcript is spliced from 7 exons. Gene Ontology annotation, biological process: sterol biosynthetic process. NCBI's taxonomy places the organism in Eukaryota, Viridiplantae, Streptophyta, Magnoliopsida, Solanales, Convolvulaceae. The coding region runs from base 122 to 1705 and encodes 527 amino acids. Gene Ontology annotation, cellular component: endoplasmic reticulum; membrane. Gene Ontology annotation, molecular function: flavin adenine dinucleotide binding; squalene monooxygenase activity. The record is from RefSeq and is a predicted model, not a curated record.